Molecule: messenger RNA, 1173 nt
Organism: Arabidopsis lyrata subsp. lyrata
Lineage: Eukaryota; Viridiplantae; Streptophyta; Magnoliopsida; Brassicales; Brassicaceae
Product: acidic endochitinase
Exons: 3
Coding region: 85-1005 (306 amino acids)
Biological process (GO): carbohydrate metabolic process
Cellular component (GO): extracellular region
Molecular function (GO): chitinase activity
Source: RefSeq, a predicted model, not a curated record
AAGUCAUCUUUUACUUUGGGGACAUAUAAGUCUUUUAUAAAAAAAAGAAGUUAAGCAAUAACAAACAAACACAUAACCACAAAGAUGACAAAAAACAUGACUAACAUUAAUCUUCUCAAGCAUGUUAUAUACCUUCUCUUCUUCAUAAGCUGCUUUAUUACCAAACCCUCCGAUGCAUCCAGAGGUGGCAUAGCCAUCUAUUGGGGCCAAAAUGGCAACGAAGGUAAUCUCUCGGCCACAUGUGCCACCGGCCGGUAUGCUUACGUCAACGUCGCCUUUCUUGUGAAAUUCGGAAAUGGUCAAACACCGGAGCUCAACCUUGCCGGCCACUGCAACCCUGCGGCCAACACUUGCACCCAUUUUGGCUCUCAGGUCAAAGAUUGUCAGUCUCGUGGCAUCAAGGUUAUGUUGUCUCUCGGCGGCGGGAUCGGAAACUACUCGAUUGGGUCCAGGGAGGACGCAAAAGUCGUCACUGAUUACCUGUGGAACAAUUUCUUGGGAGGAAAAUCAUCAUCACGUCCCUUAGGUGAUGCUGUUCUUGAUGGUAUCGAUUUCAAUAUCGAGCUUGGCUCUCCUCAACACUGGGAUGAUCUCGCCAGGUCUCUCUCAAAGCUUAGCCACAGAGGCAGAAAAGUAUAUUUAACAGGAGCUCCUCAAUGUCCAUUUCCAGACAGAUUAAUGGGAAGUGCUCUCAACACUAGACGUUUUGACUAUGUUUGGAUCCAGUUCUACAACAAUCCACCGUGUUCAUACUCUUCAGGAAAUACUCAAAACCUCUUUGAUUCGUGGAACAAGUGGACCACUUCAAUCACAGCCCAGAAAAUCUUCUUGGGUCUUCCGGCAGCUCCCGAAGCUUCCGGAAGUGGCUAUAUCCCGCCAGAUGUACUGACUUCACAGAUACUUCCGACUUUAAAGAAGUCUAGGAAGUAUGGAGGUGUAAUGCUUUGGUCUAAAUUUUGGGAUGAUAAAAAUGGAUACAGUUCAUCUAUAUUGGCUAGUGUGUGAAAAGAAUCGUAAUGACCAUUCUAUGUAUAUCAAUUCUCUAGUGUUUGGUUUUUGAAGAAUUGUUGUGUGUGUGUGUGUGUGUGUGAUGUUAGUAUUCUAAUUUAAAUUGUUUGUAUAUAUCAAUAUACUUAAUCAACCUUCAUUAAUGAAAUUAAGGAUUUGCUUUUA